GAUCAAGUGCUGCGCUCCCCCGCACUCCUCAGUCAGCGCACUCCCAGCCUGGUUUCACCUUUUGUCCUUUUCUUUUUUAUCCGUGGGAACACGUCACGUAGUGAGCGCACGUUUCCAUUUUGUGUGGCAUUUAAAGAGUCAGUUCCUUUCGCUGGACACAGCGGAGAAAGCCAUCCAAGACCGUGUGUGUGUGUGUGUGUGUGCCGGGCUGCAGCUGAACCACUCAGCCGACCGGGGGUCUGAGGUGGGCGGAGACUGAGCCAGAGGUCCUCCCGUCCGCAGCGACGCACCGAGCAUUUCGGACUCAGCAACCGUACCCGUCCGAGGAGGAGACAUCAUGGCAACGACUACUUGUACGCGUUUUACAGAUGAAUACCAGCUGUACGAGGAGCUUGGCAAGGGGGCCUUUUCAGUGGUGCGCCGCUGUGUCAAACUCUGCACAGGCCAGGAGUAUGCCGCCAAAAUCAUCAACACCAAAAAGCUCUCGGCCAGAGACCAUCAGAAACUGGAGAGAGAAGCUCGGAUCUGCAGAUUGCUCAAGCACCCCAACAUCGUUCGUCUCCAUGACAGUAUCUCAGAGGAGGGCUUCCACUAUCUCCUCUUUGACCUGGUGACAGGAGGGGAGCUGUUUGAGGACAUUGUGGCUAGAGAGUACUACAGUGAAGCAGAUGCCAGUCAUUGCAUCCAGCAGAUCCUGGAGGCCGUGCUCCACUGCCAUCAGAUGGGGGUGGUACACAGAGAUCUCAAGCCGGAGAACCUGCUGCUGGCCAGCAAGUGUAAGAACGCAGCAGUGAAGCUGGCGGACUUUGGACUGGCCAUCGAGGUUCAAGGAGAACAGCAGGCUUGGUUUGGUUUUGCGGGGACCCCCGGGUACUUGUCCCCAGAGGUGCUGAGGAAGGAGGCGUACGGUAAACCUGUGGACAUCUGGGCCUGUGGUGUGAUCCUCUACAUCCUUUUGGUUGGGUACCCACCAUUCUGGGACGAGGACCAGCACAAACUCUACCAGCAGAUCAAGGCUGGAGCCUACGACUUUCCCUCCCCAGAGUGGGACACCGUGACUCCGGAGGCUAAAAACCUGAUCAACCAGAUGCUGACGAUCAACCCGGCCAAAAGAAUCACUGCCCAGGAGGCUCUGAAGCACCCAUGGGUCUGCCAACGCUCAACAGUGGCCUCCAUGAUGCACAGACAGGAGACGGUCGAGUGCCUGAAGAAGUUUAACGCCAGGAGGAAACUCAAGGGUGCCAUUCUGACCACCAUGCUCGUCUCCAGGAACUUCUCUGCAGCCAAGAGUCUCCUCAACAAGAAGGCUGAUGUCAAGCCUCAGACAAACAGCACGAGAAACAGCAUAGUCACCAGUCCCAAAGGCAACGUCCCCUCUGCAGCGCUGGAGCCUCAGACUACUGUUAUCCAUAACCCAGUAGAUGGGAUCAAGGAAUCAUCUGACAGCAGCAACACCACCAUCGAGGAUGAAGAUGUGAAAGCUCGCAAACAGGAGAUCAUAAAGAUCACAGAGCAGCUCAUCGAAGCUGUCAACAAUGGAGACUUUGAGGCCUACGCGAAGAUCUGUGACCCUGGUCUGACCUCGUUUGAGCCCGAGGGGCUGGGUAACCUGGUGGAGGGAAUGGACUUCCACAGAUUUUACUUUGACAAUCUCCUCUCCAAGAACAGCAAGCCCAUCCACACCACCAUCCUCAACCCUCACGUGCACAUGAUCGGAGAAGACGCCGCCUGCAUCGCCUACAUCCGCCUGACUCAGUUCGUGGACGGGCAGGGCCGUCCUCGCUCCAGCCAGUCAGAGGAGACCAGGGUAUGGCACCGCAGGGACAGCCGGUGGCAGAACGUGCACUUCCACUGCUCAGGAGCUCCUGCUGCCCCACUGCAGGGAUGAGGUAUGUGAGGCUGAAGAGGAGGCAGAGAGGAGCAGAAAGCGGAUGAGUGGAUAAUCUGAGAGCGAGAGUCAGGUCGGAGAGAGAGGCGCGGGUGGACAGAGGGAGCCUUCAAGGAGUCUGAAGAGUGGUGCUCGUCCUCCUGCGCUCCGCACGCCCACCUCGCUCUUCUCUCUCUGUCUGUCUACAAACUCAGCAACAGACACCGACGCUCCCGUCAGUGCAGCAGAGGGCGGAUCGGAACAGAAACUCUCAGCCUGCGUCUUGUCUUCAGUCGGCCUGUGUGUGGCUGCAGUGUGGCACCCUCCUGUUGAACGUUCCCCCUUUUACUUCUCCAACAUAGCGUUAUUGUUCCUUACUUCUAGUAUAACUAUGGCUGCAGUCUAUCAUUGUGCUCUGACAUCUGUACAGUGUAUUGAUUAGUCAUUUGAAACCUUUCUUCUGCUUCUUUUAUAUGAUGAGCACA
Molecule: messenger RNA, 2352 nt
Organism: Monopterus albus (swamp eel)
Lineage: Eukaryota; Metazoa; Chordata; Actinopteri; Synbranchiformes; Synbranchidae
Gene: camk2b2
Product: calcium/calmodulin-dependent protein kinase (CaM kinase) II beta 2
Exons: 20
Coding region: 338-1888 (516 amino acids)
Biological process (GO): protein phosphorylation
Molecular function (GO): calmodulin binding; calcium/calmodulin-dependent protein kinase activity; ATP binding
Source: RefSeq, a predicted model, not a curated record